GUAUUAAACAUGGAUAGUGUAUUCCUCACAGAGGCUAAGGCCAAUUCUGUCUUAAAGAGAUACCCACGGGCUAAUGGACUUUUGGAAGAACUUAAAAAAGGAAACAUCGAGCGUGAAUGUUAUGAAGAACGCUGUGAUAAAGAAGAGGCAAGAGAAGCAUUUGAAAAUGAUGAAAAGACGCCGGAAAACGUGGUGGUUCUUAUUAUAUUUGUCACAUGGAGAUGCCUGUUCCAAAAAAAGAGACAUGGACAAUCCAUGUACACACAGAGCAGAAACAGGGAAGUUACAGGUGACAGAGCCAUUCCUGAUGGGAGAAAUCCCAUCCCUCAGUCAUUCAGCAUUCUUCAUUCUCCCCAAGUAGAAAUGUUUGAAGGCAGUGGACGCUCCCCAGGGUACCUGAACUACACAGAGGGACCUAUGGAUUUCUUAGCAAUCCCGUUGUCAAACUUGGAACCACCACCAUCCUAUGAGGAAGUUGCUGGUGAAAGAAGCACAGAGACAAAUGAAUUUGCAAAUCAUUUGGAUCCUCCUCCUCAGUACGAAGACAUUGUGAAUAGUAUUUCAGUACCUCAUGUUAACAUCAAAUGA
Molecule: messenger RNA, 588 nt
Organism: Protobothrops mucrosquamatus (brown spotted pit viper)
Lineage: Eukaryota; Metazoa; Chordata; Lepidosauria; Squamata; Viperidae
Gene: PRRG1
Product: proline rich and Gla domain 1
Exons: 3
Coding region: 10-588 (192 amino acids)
Cellular component (GO): extracellular region
Molecular function (GO): calcium ion binding
Source: RefSeq, a predicted model, not a curated record